AGUAGAGACAAACGUGUACGUUUUAGUCAGUUUGCAUUAGCAGAGGAGGGGAGUAUCAAAACUUGCGGAGAUAAUUAAAUAUCACCUUCACAAAUAACAACACAUUUUGUACAGUACAAAUUAUAUGUAUCAGUCACUUAAUUGAGUUAAAAACUAACCUGCUGCUUCUCGACCGACGGUGAUAGUUAAACAGUAAGCGACGCGAUGUCUGACAGCACUUUGUGGAUUAUCAUGUCGCUGCUGGAUAAAAUACAGAACUAGCCUGCAGAAAAACGUUUUUUUUUUUUUAUGGAAAUCAACACAAGUCUCUGAAGUAACUCGCUUUACCAUUCAUUCACUUCCGCCAACGGUGUUAACUACUGUUUUCCGAGAAUUCAAGAUCUUUUUCAGGAAUAAUCAAAGAGUGUGGAAAUGCUUUCUGCAUGAGCAAGAGGAUUGUUAAAAAAUGAGCAAAAAAUAUCAAUCAACAAACGUUUCUGAGGUGGAGGACCACAUUUCUCUCAAGUAUGAAAUCAAGAAGAGACUUGGAAAAGGGGCUUAUGGCAUUGUAUGGAAAGCUGUUGACAGACAAACAGGCGAGAUCGUGGCCGUGAAGAAGAUCUUUGACGCCUUCAGGAACAGGACGGAUGCCCAGCGGACAUUCAGGGAAAUCAUGUUCCUCCAGGAGUUUGGCGAUCAUCCCAACAUCGUCCAACUUCUAAAUGUCGUCAGAGCUCAAAAUGAUAAAGACAUUUAUCUUAUCUUUGAGUAUAUGGAUACCGACCUGCAUGCAGUGAUAAAGAAAGGCACCCUUCUGAAGGACAUCCACAAACGUUAUGUGAUGUACCAGCUCUUCAAAGCCAUCAAAUACCUACACUCAGGAAAUGUUAUCCACAGGGACCAUAAGCCAUCCAACGUGUUGCUGGACACCGACUGUGUAGUCAAGCUGUGUGAUUUCGGCUUGGCCAGAUCGCUCAAUCAGAUCCAAGAGGACAGUGGGAAUCCAGCGCUGACGGAGUACGUGGCGACGCGGUGGUACCGAGCUCCUGAGAUCCUGCUGGGGUCCACAAGGUACACUAAAGGUGUGGACAUGUGGAGCCUCGGCUGUAUCCUGGGAGAAAUGCUGCUGGGGGAAGCGCUGUUCCCUGGGACGUCCACCAUCAACCAGAUAGAGAAGAUCAUGACCACCAUACCCCACCCCAGCCCAGAAGAUAUUCUAGCAAUCAAGUCUGAAUAUGGAUCCUCAGUGAUUCAGAGAAUGUUACUAAAACCACAGGUGCCUUUGGAGGAUCUUCUCCAGCCUUCUGUGCCUCCAGAUGCUCUGGACCUGUUGAGAGGUUUGCUCGUUUUCAACCCAGACAAGCGACUGACCGCUGAGCAAGCCCUGCAACACCCAUAUGUAGCCAGGUUUCACAAUCCAGCCAAGGAGCCCGCCCUUAACUACGAUGUCGUGCUUCCAGUGGAUGAUGAUGUACAACUAUCUGUGGUUCAGUACCGCAACACACUUUAUGAGAUGAUGCUGGAGAGGAGAACUAAUCAGGGGAUGCUGAGGCUAAUCCAACCAAAGGACGGACGCUCUGUCAGAAGCGUUGAGAAGCCCAAUGUGAAGGAGAAAGUAGAGAAGGGACUAGUCAAAGUGAGUGGGGACAAUGACCAUAAGGGGGAAACACAACACGUAAAGACUGAAGAGUCAAACCCAGAGCCUUUACAAACAGCCGUCCCUGAACCUGCGCCCGUGUCAACCCCGCCUGCUGUGGAGAAGAGGAGUCCCUUAUCGAGUCCCGACGGUUUGGGAAAACUCACCUACAACCCCAUCACACAUGCCCCAAAUGCUUUUGUCCGGAGUCCGGCUGGUCCUCCUCAUCACGGCUUCUCCACUGCAGCAGGCAGGAAACACGUGGGACCGACCAGUAAUGGAAGUGCAACAACAUCACCAACAGAGGGCAGCAACACUGAUGAAUCCAUGGAUCAGAUUCUCCAGCGUGGUCGCUCCGCCCCUGUGGCCCACACCAGCUCCUUCUCCUCGACCUUAAACCAAACCCAGAACCACCCGCUGGUUCGCAAGGAAGAGCCCUCCCUGCCCUCUGGGCUGUACGUCACAUCUGCCCGCCUGAACCAGCGCUCCAACCCUCCGGUUCGUGAGGCUCGGCCCCCAACACGCUUCAGCAAGAAAGUGUAUCAGAGUAACUGUAAUGUGGCCGCAGCAGGCGACCCUCGAGCCAAACUGGGCAGCUAUUGCCAGGCCUAUGGCACGAUCAACAAGACUGAUCUGGACAAUCUGCUACGAAGCCGCCCGUACAACCAGUAGCUGCUGUCAUGUCAGCGGUCACAUAUGUGUCACAUGUUUGAACACACAACAAAGUUUGCCCUGCAAUAGAAUGUUAGCAACGAGGCAAACUAAAACAAGGCUUGUAAAACGAAACUGUGAUGACUGUUACACUGAUUGUAUAAUAUGUAGAUGGUAUUCUUUGGAGAUGUGUGUGUUUCAUGAUCCAUGAAAUAUGUAAAAUUCAUAUUACGUUUAUCAAAUUGAACCAGCAUUUCAGGAACAUUUGUUUAUGUAAGGCCAACAUGUUUCGCUCUGUAUCAUCUCUCACAAGGUUGGAUUACUAACCAGACAAACCCAAGACCUUCAGCUUUUAAGGUGACUCAGUUUGGAGUCAUCUACACAUUUCUUUGGUAAUAUGCACCUUUUAUAGCACAUUAUCAGUUGAAAUGUUUACUUGUCUAUGUGUUAGAGAAUGUGUGUCAAUAUUGACAUGUUAAAUGUUCCUAAAUAUAUUGGUUUUUAACUCAUUCGCAAACACAGGGUCAACAUGGCCUCAGACAUACUGUACUUCUUACCCAUGAAGUGGCCCACUAAAAGGGUCAAACAAGCCAUGAUUUAGCCUUAAUGGUUUAUGCACAUUAGGCAAUUUGCUUUUAGCCGAAAACAGAAUAUCUGUACAGUUUGCAAAUAGAUAUUUAAAUUGAUAAUAUAAAAUAGUAUUUUUUAUGUGAAUUCAGAAGCAAUACUUGUUCAUAUUGUGUACAGAAAGUAAAAAUAUUUGUGUUUAUAAUUUUAAACAGACUUGGGUGACUGUGGCAGCAGACCAGCAU
This is a messenger RNA of Notothenia coriiceps (black rockcod), 3078 nucleotides long. It is a transcript of the gene mapk15, whose product is annotated as mitogen-activated protein kinase 15. Gene Ontology annotation, biological process: protein phosphorylation. NCBI's taxonomy places the organism in Eukaryota, Metazoa, Chordata, Actinopteri, Perciformes, Nototheniidae. The coding region runs from base 446 to 2287 and encodes 613 amino acids. The record is from RefSeq and is a predicted model, not a curated record. The transcript has 14 exons. Gene Ontology annotation, molecular function: ATP binding; MAP kinase activity.